UAAUCUAAGUAGCAACAAAGUCAGACCAACCAAAGUGCUAAAAAAAUUUAUUUGGAGAUAGGCUUAUAGGUAUCACACUCUUCACAUUUCUCAAAGAUAACAAUAAAAAAUGGCAGCGGUAGCAGCCACCGUGCUCCUCCCUCCUAGGAUUCCGACCACCACCAACGUUACCCGCUGCUCUGCUUUGCCUUGUCUCCCUCCUCGCCUCUCCACCGCCACCCCUGUGUUUUCACCUUCCCUCAAACACUUUUCAGAGUCCAGAAAAUCUUCUCUGCUUCAGACCAGAGCUUCCUCAGAGGAAACAUCUACUUCUGUAGAUGCUAAUGAGUUGUUCACAGAUUUGAAGGAAAAGUGGGAUGCUGUUGAAAACAAGUCCACAGUACUUCUCUAUGGUGGUGGUGCUUUAGUUGCUGUUUGGCUAUCUUCAAUUCUUGUGGGUGCCAUCAACUCAGUUCCCUUGCUUCCAAAGAUUAUGGAGUUGGUAGGGCUAGGGUACACUGGAUGGUUUGUCUACCGAUACCUUCUGUUCAAGUCUAGCAGGAAGGAGCUAGCUACAGAUAUUGAGGCACUGAAGAAGAAAAUUGCUGGAACUGAAUAGAACGAACGGUAUUGGCAGGUACCAAGUGAAGUUAAUCUUCCUUGAACAUCAUUUGUUUUUGUUUCGCUGUAUCUCUUGUAUAAGAGUCAUAUGUAUCGUUUGAUGUAGAAUAGAAUUCCUCUCAACCUCGAUUUCUCUUGUAUUAUCAACCCCAUUUCGUUGUUAAAAUAAUGUAGCAAAUUAUAUGUAUGUGGCUCUCAAUGGAAAAACCAUUACCUUUU
This is a messenger RNA of Gastrolobium bilobum, 819 nucleotides long. Its product is annotated as protein CURVATURE THYLAKOID 1A, chloroplastic. The transcript is spliced from 5 exons. The coding region runs from base 110 to 598 and encodes 162 amino acids. NCBI's taxonomy places the organism in Eukaryota, Viridiplantae, Streptophyta, Magnoliopsida, Fabales, Fabaceae. The record is from RefSeq and is a predicted model, not a curated record. Gene Ontology annotation, cellular component: thylakoid; chloroplast thylakoid membrane.